Messenger RNA from Cololabis saira (Pacific saury), 4308 nucleotides. Its product is annotated as ribonuclease inhibitor-like. The record is from RefSeq and is a predicted model, not a curated record. The transcript has 16 exons. Gene Ontology annotation, molecular function: protein binding. Lineage: Eukaryota; Metazoa; Chordata; Actinopteri; Beloniformes; Belonidae. The coding region runs from base 340 to 2763 and encodes 807 amino acids.
CCACCAGAGUCCCGGGUUCUAGAGACUCCACCAGAGUCCCGGGUUCACUCCUACUAUCACAAACAAGACCAACUAGGAGAGCAGCACCAGAGGUUCAGAGGAAGAACAUCUCUGUUUAAGGACCAGAUCUCCAGAGGAAACGCUUCCCUGCUGCUGAGAGAAGUGAAGGUUCAGGACCAGGGCAGAUAUCUGUGUAACGUCAGCACCAUCACUGGAAAUAAGGAGAACUUCAUCCACCUGAAUGUGAACGACCGGACCGGAGUUAUUGUAGGAGUGGUGGUGGGUUUGCUGCUGCUGCUGGUCUUGGUUUCUGGAGUCGUUGGUUACAAAUACAGGGAAAUGAGGAGGAGGAAUAAAAGAGAUAAAGAGAAGGUUCUGGUUGACUUGGGCAUGGAGGAGCAGGACUCAACAGAAGGGGUUAAACAGAGACUGAUCUCAGCUAUGAAGAACCGCGGAGAAGUUCGGUUUGUUGAUUGUAAACUCUCAAAGACUCACUAUAAAGUCAUUGCGUCCGCUCUGAAGUCUAAAACCUCCUGUCUGACAGAACUGGACCUGAGUCAGAGCCGCCUGCAGGAUUCAGGAGUGAAGAUUCUGUCUGGUGGACUGAAGAGUCCAAACUGUAGACUGGAGACUCUCAGAUUAGGGAGCUGCAGGUUGUCAGAGAUCAGCUGUUCUUCUCUGGUCUCAGCUCUGAAGUCCAACCCCUCCCAUCUGAAACAUCUGGACCUGGGCUGGAACUACCUGGAGGAUUCAGGAGUGAAAAUUCUGAGUGGAUUUCUGGAGAGUCCAGACUGCAGAUUGGAGACUCUGAGACUGGAGGGCUGUUGUUUGUCAGAGAUCAGCUGUUCUUCUCUGGUCUCAGCUCUGAAGUUCAACCCCUCCCAUCUGAAACAUCUGGACCUGAGUGGGAACAGGAACCUGCAGGAUUCAGGAGUGAAACAUCUGUGUGGAUUUCUGGAGAGUCCAGACUGCAGACUGGAGACUCUGAGUUUGCAGAGCUGCGGUCUGUCAGAGAUCAGCUGUUCUUCUCUGGUCUCAGCUCUGAAGACCAACCCCUCCCAUCUGACACAUCUGGACCUGAGAUUCAACUACAAGCUACAAUAUUCAGAUGUGAAGCAGCUGUCUGAUCUGGUGGAGAAUCCAGACUACAAGCUGCAGACUCUCAGGUCAGAGCGCUACACUUUGUCAGAGAUCAGCUGUUCUUCUCUGGUCUCAGCUCUGGAGUCCGACCCCUCCCAUCUGAAACUUCUGGACCUGAGUGAUAACAAGCUGCUGGAUUCAGAUGUGAAGCAGCUGUGUGGUUUUCUGGAGAGUCCAGACUGCAGACUGGAGACUCUGAGAUUGAGGAGGUGCAGUUUGUCAAAGAUCAGCUGUUCUUCUCUGGUCUCAGCUCUGAAGUCCAACCCCUCCCAUCUGAAACAUCUGGACCUGAGUUACAACAAGAACCUGCAGGAUUCAGGAGUGAAACAUCUGAGUGGAUUUCUGGAGAGUCCAGACUGCAGACUGGAGACUCUGGGGUUGGUGAGCUGCAGUCUGUCAGAGAUCAGCUGUUCUUCUCUGGUCUCAGCUCUGAAGUCCAACCCCUCCCAUCUGAAACAUCUGGACCUGAGUUACAACUACGACCUGCAGGAUUCAGGAGUGAAACGUCUGAGUGGAUUUCUGGAGAGUCCAGACUGCAGACUGGAGACUCUGAGGUUGCAGUGCUGCAUUUUUUCAGAGACCAGCCGUUCUUCUCUGGGCUCAGCUCUGAAGUCCAACCCCUCCCAUCUGAAACUUCUGGACCUGAGUAUGAACAUCCUGCAGGAUUCAGGAGUGAAACAUCUGAGUGGAUUUCUGGAGAGUCCAGACUGCAGACUGGAGACUCUGGAAUUGAAGGACUGCAGUUUGUCAGAGACCAGCUGUUCUUCUCUGGUCUCAGCUCUGAAGUCCAACCCCUCCCAUCUGAAACUUCUGGACCUGAGCAGGAACAACCUGGAUGAUUCAGGAGUGGAACAUCUGUGUGGAUUUCUGGAAGGUCCAGGCUGCAGACUGGAGGAUCUGGGAUUGGUGCACUGCAGUUUGUCAGAGAUCAGCUGUUCUUCUCUGGUCUCAGCUCUGAAGUUAAACCCCUCCCAUCUGAAACAUCUGGACCUGAGCAUGAACAACCUGCAGGAUUCAGGAGUGAAACAUCUGUGUGGAUUUCUGGAGAGUCCAGACUGCAGACUGGAGACUCUGAGAUUGCACUUCUGCAGUUUGUCAGAGAUCAGCUGUUCUUCUCUGGUCUCAGCUCUGAAGUCCAAUCCCUCCCAUCUGAAACAUCUGGACCUGAGUGGGAACAGGAACCUGCAGGAUUCAGGAGUGAAACAUCUGAGUGGAUUUCUGGAGAGUCCAGACUGCAGACUGGAGACUCUGAGAUUGCACUUCUGCAGUUUGUCAGAGAUCAGCUGUUCUUCUCUGGUCUCAGCUCUGAAGUCCAAUCCCUCCCAUCUGAAACAUCUGGACCUGAGUGGGAACAGGAACCUGCAGGAUUCAGGAGUGAAACAUCUGAGUGGAUUUCUGGAGAGUCCAGACUGCAGACUGGAGACUCUGAGUCUCAGUACCAGGAGCAGCACCGACCAUCACAAGGCACUUUUCAUUCUCUUGUUCAGCAUCAAACCAGCAUCAAACCAGCAUCAAAUCAGCAUCAAACCAGCAUCAAACCAGCAGCAGCAGGGACUUCAGACCACGACCACAUCUGACCCUGGAGGGAAGUCCAGACUUCUGGAUACCGGCGAUGAACAGUGAUCCAACACUAGAUGCUGUGUUGUCAUGGAGACCAGCGAGGUAGAUGAUGGUCCGACUGAAGGCUUCAUCACAGCCGUGGAGCAGCGUUCUCCAUCUCACUAGUUUGUAGUUUCCAUCUAUGCAUCAAAAGCCAAUGGAAAUAACAGGAAGUUGGCAGUUUAAAGAGGCAUUUAAGAAAAUGUGCAUUUUUCUUUUAAAUGAUGAUGUCAGUGUUUGUAAUACAAAUUAUAUUUACCUUUACCGUUUUAUUCAAAUGAAGCAUGUAUGGCAUGGUGCUGCCCUCAGAUAACAAACCAUAUAUCUGGACCUCACGCCACUCUGUUAACGUUUUGGAGGGAAUUUAAAUGUUUAAAUAUCACUAGACAUGUCUAUGUCCAAUACAAAGAGGGGUUAAAGUUCAUGUGCAUUUUUAAUUCAUGUCUCUUCAUUUUAGUGGACAUUGUCAGUUUAAGUGUUUUUUUCACUUCACUUUAAUUCAACCUACUUUUUACAUUGCAGCAAUUAAUUUUUUCACUUUGUUUAACAUGACCCUUUUCUUAUUUUUAAUACCUUUGUCUCUUUAUUGUGUGAGUGCUGCUGAGUCCCCAAACUUCCUCCAGUAUCAAAAAAGUACCUGCCUGUCUCGGGUUCGAGUCACGGACCAAAUCCAUUUUAUUUGGGUUGGAGUUUCUGAGGUUAGAAAUCCUGUAAAUGCUGAUAUUUAAUGUGUGAGCAUUUCUGUCCAAAGAACUCAGAACUGAAUGUAUGUUUGCAACCUGUAACGGUAAAGAGAAAGUGAUGUUUAAAUGAUCUGAGACAUUUAUAAAGUCUGAAAGAAAGUAAGUUAAGGACUGUCUAAGUGCUUGUUGAAAAAUAAAAAAGUGAGUUUAAAAAUACAAAAUAAUCUGCAAUGGAGUGUUGAAUGUUUUAAAUAACUUGGAGAAAAAAGGAGUACAUAUUAAAAGUAGUCUUUCUCCAUGUAGAGGGUCAGAAAAUAAGUUGGACGAAUAAUUAAAAGUUAAAAUAAAUGUUUCCCUCUAGUGGAUACAUAAAUUACUACUUUAAUAUUUGUCUUGUGCAGAUAUAAAAUCGCUGUGUUUAAAAAUCAAAUCUCUGGAAAUUGUUGUGGUUUUUUAUUAAUUCCAAAGUGGGGAUAUGUUCUUGGUACAGCACGAAAGUAACAAUAUACACCAAAGUGAAUUUAAGAAUAUAUGAAAAAUAUAAACAAGUAUAAAGGAACAACAUACAGGCAAGCAGCGUUGAUCAGGCCCUCACACUCAUGAAAAAGCAAAUAAACAUCUUAUCGAUUGUUUUGACUGUGUGUAACAGGUUAUUUUCUUCCCCCUUUAAUGCAUGUUCAAACACAGGUACAGGAGUACUUAGAGAAUUGAUUGAAGUGUGUGGUGAAGUAAAAAAUGUGCAUGAUACAUUAAUGGGUCUACUGCCAUGUGUUGAAAGAGAAAAACACGAAACAUGGUUUAAAGCAAAAAUGUUGCCUAAUGAUGAAUGUAUUGCAGAUGCAAAAAUUUGGAUUUCAUGUGAUGAAGGAAAUUAAAAUGGUUAUUU